Molecule: messenger RNA, 2373 nt
Organism: Spizellomyces punctatus DAOM BR117
Lineage: Eukaryota; Fungi; Chytridiomycota; Chytridiomycetes; Spizellomycetales; Spizellomycetaceae
Exons: 15
Coding region: 186-2201 (671 amino acids)
Biological process (GO): tricarboxylic acid cycle; carbohydrate metabolic process
Cellular component (GO): mitochondrial matrix
Source: RefSeq, a predicted model, not a curated record
ACGAAAACAAGGGGGAGAGGUGGAAGAACCCUUUCGCGUUCCGUUCCAUUCACGUCACUGGGUCGAACCAGGCUGAUUCCAGUCAUUUACGCGCUAAGUACUGGUUAUGGCAUCUCCACAUCUGGUCAGCAUUUGACGUUGUCACACUUCCUCUUCUCAAGUGCCGCCAGGAAGGCAUCUCAAACAUGGCGACGGCGGCCACUGCCAGCCCUGUACCGGGUGACAACAAUUUUUUGACUGUCACCGAUCCGCGAACGAACACUACCAUCACCGUUCCUAUCAAUACCAAGACCAAAACCAUUCCAGGAACCGCUUUUGCACAAUUGAAAAUAACUCCUACUAAACCGCCAUCAGACGAUCCCACCGACAAGGUACCGAUUCGCCUGUAUGAUCCGGGAUUCAAGAAUACCACUGUGUGCAGGUCAAAAGUAUCCAAAAUCGACCCUGACAAUGGAAAAUUGUACUAUCGCGGGUACGAUGUGGAAGAGCUAGUGGAAAAGAGCACGUAUUUAGAAGUGGCAUAUCUUCUUAUUUACGGAAAUCUACCCACCAAGGCUGAGCAUGAACACUUUACGAAAGCUGUGAUGACCCAUACCUAUAUGCAUACGGAGCUGGAACGACAGAUGCUGACUUUUCGAUACGAUGCGCAUCCCCAUGGAAUGCUUAUUGCUACCAUUGCAUCACUCUCUACUUUUCAUCCAGAAGCCAAUCCGGCUCUUCAUGGUGUCGACAUGUACAUGAUGCCCAAGACAGCUCCUGGCAAGGAAUUGUCUGCGGAUGAACAGGAAAAAGCUGAAGCUGUUCGCUCAGUGCGCAACCGCGCAAUCUUCCGUAUGCUCGGUAAAGUUCCAACCAUUGCUGCGAACGUGUACCGUCAUAGAUUGGGGCGACCAUACAACCAUCCGAUGCCAAAUUGUCUUGACUAUUGUGAGAAUGUUCUUUACAUGAUGGACAAGCUGAACGAGCCCAAUUUCAAACCCGAUCCGCGUCUCAUUAAGAUUCUAAACUCCAUGUUCAUUUUGCUGGCGGAGCACGGCAGUAAUUGCUCGACCGUUUUAAUGCGACACUUGAUUUCAUCGGGGGUCGACCCAUACACGGCUCUCUCCGGCGCAGCUGGCGCUCUGUUUGGUGAACGAAAAGCGUCAGCGGUGAUUGACAUGUUAAAGCAGAUUGGGAAGGUCGAGAAGAUCCAGCUUUUCUUGAGUAUGGUCAAAAGAAAAGAGACAGAUGCGGCAGCCCUUUACGCCUCAAAUGGUUUGGGCGGUGGGAAGAAAGCUACGCAAAAGAACACCCGCCCGCUCCGGCUUAUGGGUUUUGGCCACAGGAUCUAUAAAACUGGUGAUCCACGAGUCCGAGUUGCAAAAAAAGUGGCAUUUGAGCUGUUUGAGCUUAUGGGCAAGGACAAAUUGGUGGAGAUAGCGAUUGCUCUGGAGGAGGCGGUGAUGGGGGACGAAUGGUUUGUGCAGCGGGGCCUCUAUGCAAACAUCGAUUUCUGGACUGCCAUUGUAUUUCAUACGCUGCGAUUUCCUCCAGACAUGUUCCCUGUAUUGAUGACCGUUCCAAGAGUGGCGGGAUUCAUUGCAAACUGCUUGGAGAGCCUUGACGAUCCAGAGUACAAGAUAUAUCGUCCACGACAGAUUUAUAUCGGAGAGACGCUCCGCAGCUAUGCGCCAACCCGCACAAGGCGACUGACAAACGUAACGCCCGCCUUGGAGGCACAGUAUGUCCGAAGUGACCCGCUUGCAGCUAAGCGACGGAAUGUCGCAGAUCCAAAUACUUUAGCUGAGGUGGACGAUCUUAUUUCACGUACCCAGAAGUCAUUAGAAGAUCUGAAUGACAGGCUACUGGAAAUUGAAGGUGCAGGAGUUGAGGUCGUAAACGAGAGCGGUAUUCGUAACCGCUUCAGUACUUGGGUCGCUAGUCGACUGUUUGGAAACCCGAGCGGAGUGGGGCAUACGAUGCAUCUGACAGAGCGACUGCAUCAAACCCAAGCCGAGCUCACUCGACUGCUAGAUCGGCAACGUGAGAUCCUCGUCGCCGAAACGGCCGCAGAGGAGCCAGCGAGUGAGCCCCCACGCCAUCUGCCCGUGUCCGCUGAUCGUCAGCUGGGUGCCAGGUCUCCUGAUUUGUCAUCUGGAAGUCGCAGUCCGAGACCAAUCUUGGUACCAGAACGGCCAGGGUCAGCUCUGGGCAAAAAGUGAAACUAUUCUAGUUAGUAUGUUUAUUUCAUAAACGCUUCAGUUAUGGUAGCAAAAUGGCACAUGUGUGGCAAGGUCAUCGAGCAUUUGUGGAAAGCUGGGAAUUCUCUGCGAACUCUACAUGAAACCGACAAUACAAGCCAUCUGCCUUGCAAAAUUCAUACUUCUUUAGAAC